CACUUUCAGACUUCAUUCAUUGGUUUUUCAGGUAACCUAUGAAAAAGUUGCCGUUAAAUAUUAAAUAGUUUAUUGUAAAUAUAAAUAAUUUUAUUCAAAGCUUGAGUGAUCUACAAUGUCGGAAUCAGAAAAUAAUGAUACAGUGGAACAGUCAUCUAAACAUGAGCAUAAUCCAAAGAAAAGAAUUCGUCAUCGUAAAAAGCAGUUGUAUGAAAACAUAUUAAAACAAAUGGAGUUUUAUUUUAGUGAUGCAAACCUGAGCAAAGAUAGGUAUUUGGGUGAUCUAGUGGCUGCAGAUCCUUAUGUGCCUCUUGCAGAAUUUUUAAAGUUUAAUAAACUACGUUCUAUGACACAAGAAGUUAGUGAUAUUGUAAAAGCUAUGAAAUAUUCAACGUUUUUGGAAUUGUCAGAGGAUAAACUUAAGGUGAAAAGAAAAACACCAAUGGUUCCUUAUGAUGCUGAUCUCCGAACUGUGUAUGUAGAAUCUAUUCCGGUAACUGCCAGUCGGGAUUGGUUGGAACGAGUAUUUUCUGAUUAUGGAAAAGUAGCAUACAUAUCUCUGCCAAAGUUUAAAAAUUCAAAUAAGAUAAAAGGCUUUGGAUUUAUAGAAUUUGCACGGCCUCAAGACGCACAAAAGUGCAUAAAAGCCUUCACAGAGAUGGGGUGUAAGCUACCCACCUGUAUGCCCCCCGAUGAACUCUCCUCUAUCAAAAUGUUUGCUGCAGAGGAAAAAGAUGUACAGGAAGAGGGAGAGAAGGAAUGGGAACCGCCUAAGAAAAAAUCUAAGAAGAGUAAAGAGAAGAAAAUGAAUAAAGGUCUCGAAUUGAAACUGGGCUCAGAAUCUGAUAGUGAAAGGAGAAUUGACACACCUACUGAUGAAAUGACUUCAUCAGUUCCAGCCACACCAGAUGUCAGUACUCCUGAUGUGGAAACACCAACUGAGGAAAACAAAAGCCUAGAAAAAGAAUGCAAAGACGAACUAACUAGUCACGAUGAAAGCAAAACGGGCGAUGAAACGCCGCGAAAGAAAAAGGCCAAAAAGCGUUCACUAAAGGAGAAGGGCAAAAAGAAUAAUCUAGAUAAGGGCGAAGCCCCAAAAGGGGCCCUCUGGGGCUUGCAAGUGCUCGCUAAGUCAGAGUGGAAAUUAUUAAGGAAUAAGUAUUUGAAUUUACAAAGGAAAUAUAUGAAAGAGUUGAAACAGAAUUGGCAGGAAAAACGACGGUAUGGCGGCAUACCAGCGCCCGCAGCGCCAUCUGUUGAAGUUGAAAAUGCAAGCGGUGUGCAAGAAAUGGACAGAACAAAAGCAUUAAUGGAGAAGAUUCCUGGUGUAUUUGUUAAGGAGUCUUUGCCGGAGCCCUGUUUGGAUGUUAAGCUUACAAAACGCACUAUACGGACCAAUAUUCAUGUUCAACAUGUUGAAGUGAAAGAGGGACAAACCGAGGCUGUUAUAAGAUUUGACUCGGCUAAAGCAGCUGAUGAGUAUUGUGCGAAUUCCGACAACCGUGCGCGGGUUUUACUCGGCGCAGAGGAAGACGAGCAAUGGACGCGCGCGGAAAAUGCAUUAUCUGCGAAAAGAACUCGCGGCCGCGCUAAACUUUUGGCGCGAACGAAUGCAAUGUCAAGCACGCCGGCCAUUGCACCCGCGUCGCCACAGCCCACACAUACUCAUAUUCGUUUUGAUGAAUAAAUGUAUCAAAUUAAGAA
Messenger RNA from Colias croceus (clouded yellow), 1704 nucleotides. It is a transcript of the gene Larp7, whose product is annotated as la-related protein 7. Gene Ontology annotation, cellular component: nucleus. NCBI's taxonomy places the organism in Eukaryota, Metazoa, Arthropoda, Insecta, Lepidoptera, Pieridae. The coding region runs from base 116 to 1687 and encodes 523 amino acids. The record is from RefSeq and is a predicted model, not a curated record. Gene Ontology annotation, biological process: RNA processing. The transcript has 8 exons. Gene Ontology annotation, molecular function: mRNA binding.